Molecule: messenger RNA, 914 nt
Organism: Musa acuminata subsp. malaccensis (wild Malaysian banana)
Lineage: Eukaryota; Viridiplantae; Streptophyta; Magnoliopsida; Zingiberales; Musaceae
Product: protein YABBY 2-like
Biological process (GO): abaxial cell fate specification; multicellular organism development; cell fate commitment
Cellular component (GO): nucleus
Source: RefSeq, a predicted model, not a curated record
UGCUAACCGAGACUGCUUCCUCUUCCUGCGUUACUAUUUCUUUGCACCCUGCACCUGCGAGCUCAUACCCAAUCGUUCAUCCCGUUCUCACUGUCUUGUGUCACUCCAUCAUCCAUAGUGGUGUGGAUGCAGGAAAGGAGGGACGCCCUUCCUGAAUUCCCUGUUCAUGUCUAAGUACUGACCUCUGCUAGCUCGUGCUCGAAGGCACCGAGUCCUUGGAAACAUGUCGAUGGAGCGGGUUUGCUACGUGCACUGCAACUUCUGCAACGCGAUCCUCCUGGUUAAUGUUCCGAGGGACAAUUUGUUGGACAGUGUGAGAGUAAAAUGUGAGUGUUGCUCCAGUUUGCUGUGUGCGAGUUCAGGUGUUCAGUUUCAGAAACUCCCUCCUCAAGAUAUCCAGCUGCAGAAUCACAAUGUAGGGUCUCAAGGUCUUCACAUGGAUUGUGGAUCUUCUUCUAUGUGUGCCAACAUGAAAACGAUGAACUCCAUGAGGAGUGUUCAGCAGCAAAUGCUACAAAUUCACCCAGCCGAGAAGAGACAACGCGUUCCUUCUGCCUAUAACAGAUUCAUCAAGGAGGAGAUAAGAAGACUAAAAGCUACUAAUCCAGACAUCAGCCAUAGAGAAGCUUUCAGCACUGCAGCAAAAAAUUGGGCGCACUUGCCUAGCAUUCAUUUCAAGCUCUCCCUUCAAAGGAACAAACAACUGUGACGGGAUGAUCGUCUGGUUGGCUUCAUACAAAAGAACGGUCGUCAAUGUGGGAUGAUUGCUUCUUGCGUUUCAUCGAUAAUAAAGCUGGUUUAGUUUGAUUUACAUAUGGAGAGCUGUGUUAGGCCUCCUUGUGAUGCUGUUGUACUCUAUGAUUGCACCAUGUAAAAGAUGGGUGGGAGGACGGUUCCAUUGAUUACAGUGUUAA